AUGUAUCGGUCCCUGAUCUCGCUCGGUGCUUUCGCCGCGUCACUCGUUCAGGCGGCGCAGCCUAACAUCCUCUUUGUCCUGACUGAUGACCAGGACAUCGAGCUGGGAUCCCUGGACUACCUGCCCGCCGUGUCGAGUCGCAUCCAGCAGGAGGGAUUCACCUUCAACAACCACUAUGCGACUGUUGCGCUGUGCUGCCCGUCCCGCGUUGCCAUGCUGCGCGGGCAGCAGGCACAUAACACCAACAACACCGACGUCGCGCUUCCGGGAGGUAGCUUCCAGAAGUUCCAGGCCUCGGGGGGGAACGACAACAAUCUCCCCCACUACCUCAAGAAGGCUGGCUACAGGACCGAGUUCAUCGGCAAGAUCAUGAACGGGUAUGCCAUCUACAACUACGAGACGCCACCGGCCGGAUGGGACCGGUUCGACGGCAUGCUUGACCCCUGGAUGUAUACGUACAACACGCCCGUCUUCUCCAUCGACGGCGCCACGCCGCGGUACUACGACGGCUCCUACCUCCAGGAUGUCGUCCGCGCCAAGGCCGUGGACCGGGUGGACAAGCUCACCGCCAACGGGACCGGCGAGCCCUGGUUCCUCGUCGUCGCUCCCACGGCGCCGCACCAGACCUUCAACGACACCGGAAAGUGGCCGCCGGUGCCAGCUGCUCGCCAUGCGAACCUGUUCCAGAACGUGUCUGCCCCGCGCACGCCCAAUUUCAACCCGGCUACCAACGACAAGCCGUCUUGGGUGGGCAAGCUCCCGCUGAUGAAGAGCAGCGUCAUCGAGCGUGUGGACGAGGUCGCGCGCGCCCGUGCCCAGACCCUCCAGUCCGUGGACGAGAUGGUCGCCCACCUGAUCGACGUGCUCGAGGAGAAGGGGGAGCUCGACAACACCGUGAUCGUCUACAGCGCUGACCACGGCUAUCACCUGGGCCAGCACCGUGUGCCCUGCGGCAAGACCCUUCCUUACAAGGAGGACACGCACGUGCCCUUCUUCCUGCGCGGCCCCGGUGUCCCCGCCGGCCUGUCCACCGACAUCCCCUCCAACCACAUCGACAUCGCCCCGACCCUGCUCGAUUUCGCAGGCGUCGACGAGUCCGAGUGGCCGAGCUGGCUGGACGGCCGCAGCCUUGUCCCGUACUUCGCCGCCGGCACAUCGAACGGCACAUCUGACAGCACAGAUGCCUCCCUCGUCGAGACCGUCAACGUCGAGUACUGGGGCAACGGCAUCAUCGAGAUCUCCGACAUGGGCUACUCCACGUCCGUGGCCAACAACUCGUACAAGACGGCCCGGAUCAUCUCCAAGGACUACAGCUACAUGUACGCCGUCUGGUGCACCGGCGAGAGCGAGCUGUACGACACGGUGGCGGACCCCUACGAGCUGACCCCCAUCAGUGCCAACAGCUCCGCGGAGGCGGGCCGCCUGACGUCCCGGCUGAACGGCCUCAUGCUCCUGCUCAAGACCUGCAUCGGCGACUCGUGCCGCGCGCCGUGGUCGGUCCUGCACCCGGACGGCUCCGUCAGGUCCCUCUCCGAGGCCCUCGACCCGCGCUACGACCUGUACUACUCGUCGCUGCCCAGCGUCCGCUUCGAGAUCUGCAACGCCCAGUACAACCUGGCCAACGAGGCCCCCUUCUUCAGCUCCAACUACUCCACCUCCCUCGGCGAGCUGACCACCCCUCACCAGGACCCGGAGGACUACGGGGUCGGCUCCACGCCCGACCCCGGUGACAGCAUUGGCUGGAACGGGACGCUGUUCGGCGCUGUCUAUGAGCCGCUGGAUGUCUUGGAGGCGAGGGCGAGGGAUCUCACGGCCGACGAGCUGGAUUGGCAGAAGACGAAGACCAGAUUCAGGUACAUGUCUUGA
Diaporthe citri is the source of this 1866-nucleotide messenger RNA. RefSeq lists its product as uncharacterized. The record is from RefSeq and is a predicted model, not a curated record. Lineage: Eukaryota; Fungi; Ascomycota; Sordariomycetes; Diaporthales; Diaporthaceae. The transcript has 2 exons. The coding region runs from base 1 to 1866 and encodes 621 amino acids. Gene Ontology annotation, molecular function: N-acetylglucosamine-6-sulfatase activity; glycosaminoglycan binding.